Molecule: messenger RNA, 2882 nt
Organism: Sceloporus undulatus (fence lizard)
Lineage: Eukaryota; Metazoa; Chordata; Lepidosauria; Squamata; Phrynosomatidae
Gene: NABP2
Product: nucleic acid binding protein 2
Exons: 8
Coding region: 259-897 (212 amino acids)
Biological process (GO): mitotic cell cycle checkpoint signaling; double-strand break repair via homologous recombination; response to ionizing radiation
Cellular component (GO): SOSS complex
Molecular function (GO): DNA binding
Source: RefSeq, a predicted model, not a curated record
GCAUGUCGAAAGGCAACCUGAUGCUCCGAUUGGCUGCUCUGAACGCUGCAGGAUACUUCCUGGAAUGUCUGCAACCUCAACGUUCUGAUUCCCAGGGAAAGUGCAGAGGGACCCUCUUGCCAUUCACAAUGUAAUCCAUGGCCUGGCAGUCGCUGGUGAAAAGAAUCGGUGUGCAACUGGACAAAACAGGAGUUGCAGCUUUUGCAAAAUACCAGGAUGGGUGUGUAAUUAUACACUGGAAAUUGAAAGCCAUUCAACAUGACAACAGAAACAUUGGUGAAGGAUAUUAAACCAGGCUUGAAAAACCUGAACCUUAUUUUCAUUGUGCUGGAAACAGGCCGAGUGACCAAGACUAAGGAUGGCCAUGAAGUGCGGACAUGUAAGGUAGCUGACAAAACUGGCAGCAUAAACAUCUCUGUGUGGGAUGACAUUGGGAACCUAAUCCAGCCAGGAGACAUCAUCCGACUCACCAAAGGGUAUGCAUCUGUUUUCAAAGGCUGCUUGACCUUGUAUACUGGACGUGGUGGAGACCUGCAGAAAGUUGGAGAGUUUUGUAUGGUUUACUCAGAAGUGCCAAAUUUCAGUGAGCCAAACCCCGAGUAUGUUGCCCAGCAGUCACAAAACAAAAACACACAGAAUGACAAUGCAGCAUCCACAGUUUCCCAGACUGGACCAGGACCCUCUACAUCAUCAGCAGCCACUGAUAACCAGAAUGGAAAUGGAUUGAUCACCACUAGCCCCAGCAACCCUGUACACUCACCUGCUGUCACCAGCCACCCCACCAGUGGCCGCAUCACCAGGAGUCAGCCCAACCACCAGACCGGAAGUUCAGGGACUGGUUCCUCUUCCAAUGCUGUCAGCAAUGGCAAAGAAACAAGGCGAAGCAGCAAGAGAUAACAGGUGAAGGAUUAAGGGGUGCUUUCAUACCUCUUCCAUCCUCUGCCUGUUGUGCUAUUUUUCCUACCUGCUGACCGUUACUGAGACACAGCAAAUGAUACUGAGUAGAAGAGAUUAAUACCAGGCUGGUGUAGAGACUGUGAAACCAAUUUAAGUUUAGCCACUGAAAGGUGCUUUGAACAUGUGAUGCUGAUCAGGGAAGCAAUAUAAUGUCCAGUGUGUUUAUACUGAUUCUCUAGAUCAAUCUUGUUUUCCCCCCAGGAUUCGCCAUGUAUGUAUAUUACACUCAUGCUUGGCAGGAAAUCAGAAUUAUUGCCCUGCCAUCUUUUAAACCUGAUAAUGUUAAAUUCCUUCUGUGUACCUCCUGUGGUAUGGGCAUGUCUUUUUGAAUCUACGUCCUGUUAUGAGUCUACAAUCCUUAAAGCUAUUGACUGUGGAUGCAUGGUUAAGUCUGUAAAGGAAUUUUAGAAUUGUAGGCUAAGAUGGUUGUGUUUGAAUUUCCAAAGGUUUCUCAGCCCUUAUGGGAAGCUUUGUACAGAGGAGGAAUAUCUAGGCAAAGAAAGAGAACUUUUGCCAAUUUUCCCUAGCCAAACUAUCAGUUGGACUAUCCCAGAAUGGGAUAAUAAGAGAGCACUGUUUCCCCAAAGAUGAUAUUGAUUGGUAUUGUAGCUUACAGCAACCUAUAGGUAAAUUUCUGUUAUGUCAGAAGCCUGGCAAAAGUGACACAAAAGGAAGCUUAAUUUUUUAAAAAAAAAUAAUAUAGUAGUCCCUUACCUUAUGCAGGGGAUCCAUUCCAGACCCCCCCCCCCGGCGUAAGGCGAAAAACGAGUAUGCUCGAGCCCCAUUUAGUAAAAUGGGACUCAUGCUCGUGGCAUGGCAGAGCAUGUGGCGCCAUUCAUUGUUUUGUUGUGCGGCAUCAGCAUAAGCUGAAAGCCACUUAUAGUGUGCCUGCAUAUGGUACGGGCACAGUAUAAUAAAAAAAUAACAAUUUUGUCACUUAAGGAAAUGGAUUUUUAUGCUGACAACUUGCAAUAGGUCUGUGUUUUUAUUAUGGAAGGUUUCAGCAUGGCUGGUGUUGAGAGCUGGCAGUGUUGGGCAUUUGUUGGGGCCUGUCAGCCCAGUAAUGCCAUAGGUAUGUCUUGUUGACGACACAGGACAGUGAGGCGAACCUUUUAGAGACCGAGUGCCCAAACUGCAACCCAAAACCUACUUAUUUAUCGCAAAGUGCCACGUCCCUCUGGCUUUCUAGUGGCAAACUCUAGUGAACUCUGUGUUGGGAUGAUGGUGCAUGUGCCUACAGAAAGGGCUCUGAGUGCCGCCUCUGGCACGCAUGCCAUAUGUUUGCCACCACUCAUAGGAGAUACAUGUUCACCUCCUAAGUGGCCAGGCCUUUGUGUGAAGUAAGAAGCUUCCCCAGAUUCUUCUGUGGCAUUACAAGUUUUGCAGGAUAUUUAAGCUAGUCCAUGUCCCUCACUGGAUAUACUUCUCUCGUAUACACAACAUUUAUGAAGAGCUCCCUUCAGCCAAAGCGCCCAAGGUCCACAGAAAUUAUAGACGGUCCUGGUUUCACUUAUCUGAAAGACGGUGGAGGAACAGCAAAGGAUAUACUUUGAAAGGAAAAUGGAAUGAGUUGUUAACACUACAUACACCUUUUGCCAAAGUAAAUGCAAUUUCUGAAAAGCCAAUAACAGAUCAAAAUAAACUUCUUACCUUUUUUGUAAUUGUGGCUUAAUGGCCAGUGCUGAGCUGAACUAUAUUUUAAAACAUUCUAAAGUGUUCUUUAAACUAGCAGUUCGGUCCCAGCUUCCUUUUCUUCUUUUUUCUCUGUUCUCCACUUCAGCAUAAUUUCUUCAGCUAUUUACCUAAAGGUUUUUGCUUUUUGGUGGUUUUUUUUUAAAAUAUCACUAUUGUUUGACUCUGAUGUGGCUAUUUGAAUGUAGUAUCAAUGAAUGUUUGGGGAAUAAAUAUUUUAAUUCACCUAUUAA